AAUCAUGUGACCCAACCAGUCUCUUUCUGUCUGUCUAUCACUCUAAAUCAAAAGCCAUAAACUUUGUGUAAAUCCCUAUAACCCACCCCCCGCACCCUUCUUUUCUUUUCGUUUUUUGGAGUUUUUUUGUAUUCUUUCUGUUGUUUCUCUUUGAGAACUCUAGAGAGAGAAAGUGAGAGAGAGAGAGAGUAUUUUGUUUCUUGGUUUGGGUUCCAUGGCUUCUAGUGCUUCAAGGUUCAUCAAAUGUGUGACAGUAGGAGAUGGGGCCGUUGGGAAAACCUGCAUGCUUAUUUGCUACACAAGCAACAAAUUCCCUACUGAUUAUAUACCCACAGUGUUUGAUAACUUCAGUGCCAAUGUUGUAGUUGAAGGCACAACAGUGAACUUGGGCUUAUGGGAUACAGCUGGGCAAGAGGAUUACAAUCGAUUAAGGCCAUUAAGCUACAGAGGGGCUGAUGUAUUUGUCUUAGCUUUCUCAUUAGUUAGUCGUGCAAGCUAUGAGAAUGUCAUGAAAAAGUGGAUUCCUGAGCUUCAGCAUUUUGCUCCUGGAGUUCCUGUAGUACUCGUGGGCACCAAACUCGAUCUUCGUGAGGAUAAGCACUAUUUGGCUGAUCAUCCAGGAUUGGUGCCUGUGACUACUGCACAGGGCGAGGAACUGCGGAAACAGAUAGGCACUGCAUAUUAUAUAGAAUGCAGCUCAAAAACUCAGCAGAAUGUGAAAGCAGUUUUCGAUGCAGCAAUUAAGGUUGUCAUCAAGCCGCCGCAGAAGCAAAAAGAAAAGAAGAAAAAGCAACGCCGAGGAUGCCUAAUAAACGUUCUUUGUGGAAGGAAACUCGUGUGUCUCAAAUGAAAGUCUUGUCGCGAUCAUAGGUUUCGUUUUUGGCCGCAACAACUUGUUAUGCUCUUGGUUGUCUCCUACUUGGAGUUCUGAUGGAACUUGUAGAGCAUAUCUUACCAUAGCUCUGUCCAACAGUGACUACUACUACUGUGACCCCUUUAUUUUUUUUUUUGCCCUUUCUUUUGUAUUUUUUAUUUUUUUCUUCAACUCUAUAUUUGAAAGUAUAUGGGGAAAAUAGUAUCCUUUAGACACUAACUUUUGCAUAUAUUGGUGGUCCAUUGUAAAGAAUCGAGGUUUCAAAGGUUUUUUCUUUUACACGAGAAACCCCUGCCUG
Morus notabilis is the source of this 1172-nucleotide messenger RNA. Its product is annotated as rac-like GTP-binding protein 3. The record is from RefSeq and is a predicted model, not a curated record. Gene Ontology annotation, biological process: cortical cytoskeleton organization; actin filament organization; small GTPase-mediated signal transduction. Gene Ontology annotation, cellular component: cytoskeleton; cell cortex; cell projection. Bases 215 to 850 code for a protein of 211 amino acids. The transcript is spliced from 8 exons. Gene Ontology annotation, molecular function: GTPase activity; protein kinase binding; GTP binding. NCBI's taxonomy places the organism in Eukaryota, Viridiplantae, Streptophyta, Magnoliopsida, Rosales, Moraceae.